AUGGAACUCAUGGAACUCGUGGAAAACGAGCCUACGGCUCGUCCUUUCCAGUGCGACUGGCAGUCAUGCAGUAAGAGCUUCAACCGCAAGUCAGACUUGCAAAGACAUUAUCGCAUUCACACCAACGAGAGACCUUACUCGUGCAAUACCCCCGGAUGCGGCAAGAGCUUCAUCCAGAGGAGCGCUCUCACAGUACACAUCCGGACACAUACCGGUGAGAAGCCUCAUCAAUGCCAGCAUGUCGGCUGCGGCAAGCGCUUCUCAGAUUCUUCGAGUCUCGCAAGGCAUCGUCGGAUCCACACGGGCAAGCGCCCGUACAAGUGCGCCCAUGAUGGCUGCUUGAAGAGUUUCUGCCGGAAGACCACAAUGGUGAAGCACCAGCGGAGGUCACACCAGCGAGGCAUCCACUCGUCGGAGCUUGAUGACUGCACCUCGGACUCGGGGAGCGAAGACUCGCCCUCGACACCCAAGAGCAGCAUCAUGCAAUGGCCGCCUCAGGGUGUCCAGAUGAUAGGACCCCACGGCCAGACCCUGCACCGCGCUGCCUCUUUCGCCGACUUCGGCCAGCACAUGAACAGCUUCGGCAUCCAACACCCGUACGGUCACCGCCACAGCCUAUCGUCGGGCGGCGCCCACGAGUACCACGGCCUUCCGCAAGUACACCACCUCCAGCAGCCGAUGCACCCCCACGACCAGGCCCAGCAGCAGCAGCAACAGCAAGGAGUGCACAUGCUCCAGCGCACCGCAAGCCUCCCGCAGCACACUUACUACAUCACUGAACAGAACAACCCCGGCGUCGCCACCAUGAACCCGCACCCGCAUCCGGCCUCUCAGCCUCCCAUGCAACCACAGUACCACCAAAUGCCGCGCCAGGGCGUCGAGCGCUUGCCCCUCGAGAUCCCAUACACCCCCAACCCGGGCCUUUCGGGCAGCAUCCAGAGCAGCCCGAGCAGCUUCUCUGCCGCCUCGGGUCGCAGCCCAAGCACACAAGACGGCUUCUACACCCACGCGCCCACAGCACAGGCCGCAACAUAUGCGCUGCACAACGCCUCGCCCGUCGAGCAGCAGCAACCGCACAUGGUCGCCUACCAGGGCCAGAUGACACCCCAACCCCAAGUCAUGACCCAAGCUCCGACACCUCAGCAGGUCCAACAGGCGACACCCCAGCCACAGCCUGCGCCGGAACAAUACCAUCCACCACAGCCCCAGCCAGAGGAGCAGGGCUGGUAUCACAGCGUCCCAUAUCAGUCGCCCGUCGAGGUGACAGCCAUUGGCCAGAUCGCCUACGGCAACGGCGUCUAUGACCCGUGGGGUCCCAAGAUGGAGUUCGAGGACCCGUCGAUGCAACUGCCAAGCGCUCGCAUCGAGAACAUGUAA
Messenger RNA from Phialemonium atrogriseum, 1377 nucleotides. RefSeq lists its product as uncharacterized. The coding region runs from base 1 to 1377 and encodes 458 amino acids. Gene Ontology annotation, cellular component: PcG protein complex; chromatin; transcription regulator complex. NCBI's taxonomy places the organism in Eukaryota, Fungi, Ascomycota, Sordariomycetes, Cephalothecales, Cephalothecaceae. Gene Ontology annotation, biological process: regulation of transcription by RNA polymerase II. The record is from RefSeq and is a predicted model, not a curated record. The transcript is spliced from 4 exons. Gene Ontology annotation, molecular function: RNA polymerase II cis-regulatory region sequence-specific DNA binding; DNA-binding transcription factor activity, RNA polymerase II-specific.